This is a messenger RNA of Symbiodinium sp. CCMP2456, 924 nucleotides long. The record is from the annotation of a GenBank genome assembly. Lineage: Eukaryota; Dinophyceae; Suessiales; Symbiodiniaceae.
AUGUCCCCAAUUGCUCCUCUGUUGUUGCUGCUUGGCCUCCGUCCGUCUGAUGCCCAGCUCUGCACGGCUGGAGCUUGCGAUGAUGCUUCGCUACUGCAAUCUGAAACAGCGACGAGGUUUGCGAGCACUGGUCAGCUGGAGACGCUUAGACUGAGAGCCGAUCUUCUGGCCGGCCUGACCGUCGCGACCCUGGACUCCACCGUGCCUCAGCAUUUCCUCUUCUACGUUCCGCUGGCGGAGAACAAGAAGCAUUCCCUUGAGAGCUACAAAAGCAGCCUGGGCCAGAUCUGCAGCUUUGUAUCCUCCACCGAUAUGCACAAUGUCGGCCUCGUCGGGGACGUCGAUUCCAUCGGCUCGAUGGCUUCAUCCUGCGGAAAGUUCACACACGGGCAGAGUAUGAUGGUGACGGACCUGGAGUACGAUGAUGUUGUCGCCCGGAUUCCUGCCGAUGGGUCAUGCAACUUGAAGUGGCAUCCAGAAGGACCUGCGCUGCAGCGUGAUGUUGUGAAGAUCUGGUUGAACAAGCUGCCAGUACUUUGCAAGUACGCAGCCGAAAGACCCGAUGCUGUGACGACACUCAUCGAUGCCAACGCAGACAUCAAUAUGCUGCGCUGGGCCAACACGACCGCUCAAGAGCUACAGCGUGGCAAGCUUGGCGUGCGAUACUAUUUUAAGACGCCGCGACAAUCCACUUGGUUUGGCCGCAAGGAAUGCAAUCAAACCCUGAUGGUUUGGGCGAAGUAUUUGGCUGUGCACGGCUCCGAUUGCCCCAAGCUCAUGCAGGCGUACGACCAGGUCUUGGCUGCUACCCGUGACCAUGGCCGGGAUCCAACCUGUCCGUGCUUCGAUGAAGAGUACCUUCUGUCGUGGCUCUAUGAGCAGCGGCCCGAACUUUUCCAGCUCCAGGGAGCGCCUUUCCGCUGA